This is a messenger RNA of Hibiscus syriacus, 765 nucleotides long. RefSeq lists its product as uncharacterized. The coding region runs from base 35 to 634 and encodes 199 amino acids. The transcript has 5 exons. The record is from RefSeq and is a predicted model, not a curated record. Lineage: Eukaryota; Viridiplantae; Streptophyta; Magnoliopsida; Malvales; Malvaceae. Gene Ontology annotation, molecular function: endonuclease activity; nucleic acid binding; zinc ion binding.
ACCAACCAAAUCCACAGAGACAAAAAAAGAAAAAAUGAUAAUAGAUGGCAAAGAUUCCAAGCCCAAGGCACAAUCAAAGUCCCGCCCAUCUUCCCCGCGUCGUUCGCGUACAUCAAAGUUUACGCCACCGUCGGCCUCUUUGGUCGACGGUGAAUUCGCGGUGACGGAGCGAGAAGGGAGCCCUGCAAUCACCGGUCUCUUUGAAGAUCUCCAAAUUUCACAGGAUUCAAGCCCUAAUCCCAGGAGCUUUCCUUACAGCGUCAAACAACAAUGCUGGGAAAAAGCCGAGAAGGUCAAGGGACGAGACCCAACUCGCUGGCGGCGUGACGCUGUUCGUAACAUUGUUUUCAGGAAGCUUGUUGGUUGUCCUGGUUGCUUGUGCCAUGACUAUGACCAUAUCAUCCCUUACUCCAAGGGAGGAAAAAGCACGCUAGAAAACUGUCAGGUUUUACAGGCAACUGUUAAUCGAUCAAAGGGAAACCGGACUGAGUUGUCCAAAGCUGAUCUUAUUCAGAGAAGUUCUUAUUGCCGGGUUUCAGGUCGGGACAUGGAUUUGAUCGAACUUUCAGCUUAUGGCAAUGUUCACCAUGGGGAGGACUCAGGAUAUAUCUAUAUAGAUGUACUAGUGAAAUGAUGAUUGAGGUCAAAGAUGAAAUCCUGAAACAACUGUUUCUUAGUAUUAUGUGAUUAUAACGCCUCUUUGUCUCGGUAUUUGUGAUGAAAUUGUUGAAUGUUAAGAAAAAAAAUUGAGAUUCCAAAGUAAAA